Ogataea polymorpha is the source of this 1959-nucleotide messenger RNA. Its product is annotated as UDP-glucose pyrophosphorylase, catalyses the reversible formation of UDP-Glc. Gene Ontology annotation, molecular function: UTP:glucose-1-phosphate uridylyltransferase activity. Gene Ontology annotation, biological process: UDP-alpha-D-glucose metabolic process; glycogen metabolic process. Bases 29 to 1513 code for a protein of 494 amino acids. The transcript has a single exon. The record is from RefSeq and is a predicted model, not a curated record. Gene Ontology annotation, cellular component: cytoplasm. NCBI's taxonomy places the organism in Eukaryota, Fungi, Ascomycota, Pichiomycetes, Pichiales, Pichiaceae.
AUCGCUGUGACGUCCUCAUUCAUCUACCAUGAGUAAGCACGCCAAGUCCCAGAGCACCUACGCUUUUGAAAACACCAGUACCAGCGUUGCUGCGUCUCAAAUGAGGAACUCCCUCAACAAGAUGAUCGACGCCGUGGAAGAUCCCGAGGUCAGGGCCAAGUUCGAGGUCGAGAUGGAUUCGUUCUUCUCCCUGUUCAGACGCUACCUUGCAGACAAGGCCUCAGGGACGACCCUGGACUGGAACCAGAUCCGCUCGCCUACCCCUGACGAGGUUGUUGCCUACUCCAGCUUGCAGAAUGGAGACAAUAGCAACCUUUCGAAAUUGGCGGUGUUGAAGCUGAACGGAGGUCUGGGUACCUCAAUGGGUUGUGUGGGUCCCAAGUCUGUCAUUGAGGUGAGAGAUGGCCAGUCGUUCCUGGAUCUGUCUGUUCGCCAGAUCGAGCACCUCAACAAAACCUAUGACACCGACGUGCCAUUGCUGCUGAUGAAUUCGUUCAAUACCAACGAUGACACCCAGAUCAUUGUCAGAAAGUACCAAGGUCACCGUAUCCGGAUCAGAACCUUCAACCAGUCCAGAUACCCUAGAGUGUUCAAGGACUCUCUUUUGCCUGUUCCUCAAUCUUACGACGACAAGUUGGACGCCUGGUACCCGCCAGGACACGGCGACUUGUUUGAGUCUCUGGUCUCCUCUGGUGAGCUGGAUGUUUUACUGGAGCAAGGCAAAGAGAUCUUGUUUGUUUCCAAUGGUGACAACCUCGGUGCUACCGUCGACACCAAGAUUUUGAACCACAUGGUUGAGACGGGGGCAGAGUACAUCAUGGAGCUGACAGACAAAACUAGAGCCGACGUUAAGGGUGGUACUCUGAUCAAUUACAAUGGCCAGGUCAGAUUGCUCGAGAUUGCUCAGGUUCCUAAAGACCAUGUCGAGGACUUCAAGUCCAUCAAGAAGUUCACCAACUUCAAUACCAACAACCUGUGGAUCAACUUGCGUGCUAUCAAGCGUCUGGUGGAAGCCAACGCCCUCGAAAUGGAGAUCAUUCCAAACAGCAAGUCUAUCAGCGUCGGAAACUCUGAGAUGCAGGUGCUGCAAUUAGAAACCGCUGUUGGUGCUGCCAUCAGACACUUUAAAGGUGCUCAUGGUGUGGUUGUUCCAAGGUCCAGGUUCUUGCCAGUCAAGACCUGUUCCGACCUGAUGCUUGUCAAGAGUGAUUUGUUCAACUUGCAACACGGUGCUUUGAAACUCGAUAGUGCUAGGUUUGGCGGUGCUCCGCUGAUCAAGCUGGGAUCGCACUUCAAGAAAGUCUCCAACUUCCAGCAACGUAUCCCUCACAUGCCAAGAAUUCUUGAACUCGACCAUUUGACUGUCACUGGUAACGUUUACUUCGGCAGAGGUAUCCAGCUUAAGGGUACUGUGAUCAUUGUCUGUUCGGAUGGUCAAAGAAUCGACAUUCCUAACGGCUCCAUUCUGGAAAACGUUGUCGUCACCGGCAAUUUGACCAUCUUGGAACACUAAUAAAAAUUAAAUACAUCUAAGGAAUAUUUAUCUUCUUGCGUCACCGUAGUUUUGUUCGAACUGCCGCAUCUCCUUUCCAAGCCUCCGUUUACGCUUUCUCUCCAUCACCUUCUCGCGCUGCUUGCUCUUCAUGUUCUGGAAUCUUGCAACCUGAACCAGCUUCCGUUUGUCGCUGCGCUUCACAAAUUCCUUUCCUGUCUUCUUUUUGUAGUCUUUGAUCACCUCACGCUCCAGAUCUUUGUUCUUGAGAGCAUCUAAACGUGACUUGGUGCUCUUUGCGAUGUAAUCAAGAUCCUGCAACUCUUUUUCGCUCAGUUUGUUGCGCUUUUUCGGAUCUUUCAAAACACUCUGAACUUGCUCCAGCUCCUUUUGUCGAUACUCAUCCAAAAACUUGUAAUUUCGCCGAACCUCGCUCUCGUUUACUUUUCCAAAUGCAGAAUCGAAUC